AUGGAGGGAGAGGACAUCAUUGCCGGGGAGGGAAGGGGCACCGGCCGGAUGCGGACAGCUGGGUCCGCCGCGGAGUGGGCGCGGAGUGGGCGCGGGCCGUGUCCUGCGCCGGCCGGGAUCGUGCAUCUGAAAGUGCAUAGGAUCGGACAGGCGCGCCCGGUGCUGGCUAGCGAGGAUAUUCGCGCGGGACGUCGCGUCACCCGCCGUGGCCAGUACAUCUUGUCCGCCCCCGCUCGAGUGGCCCUGAGCGUGCCCGGCCCGGCCUUGUUCUCGCAGCCCCGCCGGUGCGGUUACCUGUUUCGCGGCAACCGCCGAGGUCACGUCACGCGCGGGGCCUUUACCCCGGUCGAACAACAAGGGCACAGGCAGGUGGCAGUGAGGGGCAUCAGGAGAGCAAGAGCGCGGGGUGGGCAGCCUGCGCGCGUGGCGACCGCGUACUCGCGGCUGGCCAGCCGCCAGCUAGAGGACAAAGGCCGCAGGCGCCGGAUCGCAGCGCAGGGGCAACGCGCGCCCACCCUCUUCAUCUCGCGGCGACGAUCUCUGAAUGAGCGUGGCACAAGCUCUUCUUGUAGAUCAGCCCAUCGAGAUUCCUCGGCUCCCCGCACCCACUCCUCCCGCCGCCCGAUCCGGCACCCGUGCCCACCUCGACGCAGCUCGACGCCCUGCGCGCCCGCGGAUCAUCCACCACUCCGCAGAACCCCCCAUCCUGCCCGCAUCUCGGCGCUGCGAUGUCCGGAACUUGCGCGUUGUGAUCCUGCCCGUUGUCGGCCGUUCGCCCAUCUCGCGCUUUUCGGCAGGCAGCCCGACACCCUGGCGGCGCAUCUGCGGGGGAAGCUGACAUGCCCCACCGGCCGGUUGCGCGGUCCACGAGGCGCCGUCAUAUUUCCUGUUCGGCCGCCCGAGCAGUCGGGGCUCAUACGACCACGGAUACGGAAGAAAUGUGAGACCCUGACACGGACGGCGAGGACGGGCUUACUGGGACGAGGACGAUGGCGCGCGAGGCGGGCUAGCCCAAUCGCAUCGAUGGCAACGCGCCCGGUGGCGGACACACUAUGUCGCGCUUGGUAUAGAAGGGAAAGUGGACGGGUUGGUCCGCCGCGAUUCAAGCAUGAGGUGGCCGGGCAGACGGGUGGCCUGGCGCGCGCCCAAAGCGGAUGA
Molecule: messenger RNA, 1158 nt
Organism: Epithele typhae
Lineage: Eukaryota; Fungi; Basidiomycota; Agaricomycetes; Polyporales; Epitheliaceae
Exons: 1
Coding region: 1-1158 (385 amino acids)
Source: RefSeq, a predicted model, not a curated record